AUGGCGAUCAUCUCCGAGGACAUCAUGCAGGAGGACGAGGGGGCGACGCAGCCGCAGCAGGCGGCGGGGGCGGCCGUGAAGGAGAACAGCCCGGAGGUGGAGAAGAAGGAGAAGGAGGAGAGCAAGGGGAGGCAGCCAAACUCCGGCAACGGCCUCGACCUGGAGAAGUUCUCGUGGGCGCAGCAGCUGCCGGAGGUGAACAUCUCCGUCCCCCUCCCUGAAGGAACGAAGGCGAGGUUCGUCGUCUGCGAGAUCAAGAAGGACCACCUCAAGGUCGGGCUCAAGGGCCAGCCUCCGAUCAUCGAUGGUGAGCUGCACAAACUAGUUAAGGUUGAGGACUGCUUCUGGAGCAUCGAGGACGGGAGCUUGAUGUCCAUACUGCUGACAAAGCGUGAUCAGAGCAACUGGUGGAAAACCCUGAUCAAGGGCGAUCCCGAGAUCGACACGCAGCGCGCUGAGCCGGAGAGCAGCAAGCUCUCGGAUCUGGACCCCGAGACGAGGCAGACCGUGGAGAAGAUGAUGUUUGACCAGCGGCAGAAGCAGAUGGGCCUGCCCACCAGCGAAGAGAUGCAGAACCAGGAUAUGCUCAAGAAACUCAAGUCCCAGUACCCCGACAUGGACUUCUCCGGGAUGAAGAUGCCUUCUUAA
Molecule: messenger RNA, 648 nt
Organism: Triticum turgidum subsp. durum (durum wheat)
Lineage: Eukaryota; Viridiplantae; Streptophyta; Magnoliopsida; Poales; Poaceae
Source: the annotation of a GenBank genome assembly